This is a messenger RNA of Radiomyces spectabilis, 1175 nucleotides long. Its product is annotated as YIF1-domain-containing protein. The coding region runs from base 73 to 1107 and encodes 344 amino acids. NCBI's taxonomy places the organism in Eukaryota, Fungi, Mucoromycota, Mucoromycetes, Mucorales, Radiomycetaceae. The record is from RefSeq and is a predicted model, not a curated record. Gene Ontology annotation, biological process: endoplasmic reticulum to Golgi vesicle-mediated transport. Gene Ontology annotation, cellular component: endoplasmic reticulum membrane; endoplasmic reticulum-Golgi intermediate compartment; Golgi membrane. The transcript is spliced from 6 exons.
CUCGCUUUUUCUCUUUGCUUACGCUUGGUUUUGGGCAGAGGCUUUUAAAACUCUACGCUACAUAUAUAAAUUAUGUACCCUGCAGGCGGACAGAAUCCUAAUUACUACGGCGACCAAUAUGGAACGCCUCAGAUGACUUCCAAAUCUCCUCCACCACUGCAGCAUCCUGUGCCGCAACAUCCGAUCCCGAACUUCAAUAGCGCGACCCCUCCGCCGCCAUCGCAGCAUCAACAGCCGCACCAGCAACAAUAUAUUCCUCAGCAAUACCAGCCACAACCGCAAUUUCAGCAGCAGCCGAAUCAACAGCAACAACAGCAACCGUACGCGAAUCCUUAUGGUCAAGGCAAUCUUUACUCGCAGUUCGGGUUCAACGACCCAGCAGCUCAAAUGGGAAUGCAGUUUGCCGGCAACGCUGUUGCACAGGGUACUGCGUAUAUGGAACGAAAUUUCAAUCGAUGGGUGAACAUGCCUGCAUUGAGACACUACUUCAGCGUCAGUAACAGCUACGUCGUCAAUAAACUUCGGUUGCUACUGUUCCCGUGGAGACACUCGCCAUGGACUAGGUCGAUUAAGCGCACCGAAACAGGACAAAUGGAUGGUUUCAGGUCGCCAAGAGAGGACAUCAAUUCCCCUGAUCUGUAUAUUCCAGUGAUGGCGGUUGUCACCUACGUGUUGCUUUGCGGGCUUGCAGCCGGUCGCCAAGGCUCUUUCCAUCCAGAAAAGAUGUAUGUUGCAGGAUCCACCGCCGCCGCCGUUAUUUUUGCCGAGAUUGUGUUUACACGCUUAGGAUGCUAUUUCCUGAGUAUACCAUUUGAAGCGUCAAUGUUGGAUCUGAUAGCGUACUACGGAUACAAAUACGUGGGCAUCAUCGUCAUGGCGGCUAUUAAAUUGUUGACCAAGAACUAUUGGUUAUCUUGGGUCGUAUUCAUCUAUGUUGGUCUGAGUACUGGGUUCUUCUUGCUUCGCUCGAUGCGAUACGUAAUUCUACCUGAUACCUCGCCUGGACCUUCCACAUUGAAUCCUCAGCGAAAACGUCGUAUGUGGUUUUUGGUCAUGAUUGCAGCAAUGCAAAUGGUAUAUAUGUUCUUCCUUGAAAGAAGUCUGUAACGUAUAAUCGGGAAAGCUUUUUUUUUUUUAUAAAUAAAUAUGGGCAUCGUCGUAGAUAUUAUGCUAAA